Molecule: messenger RNA, 2807 nt
Organism: Synchiropus splendidus (mandarinfish)
Lineage: Eukaryota; Metazoa; Chordata; Actinopteri; Syngnathiformes; Callionymidae
Gene: mcm6
Product: minichromosome maintenance complex component 6
Exons: 18
Coding region: 104-2581 (825 amino acids)
Biological process (GO): mitotic DNA replication; double-strand break repair via break-induced replication; DNA replication initiation
Cellular component (GO): nucleus; MCM complex
Molecular function (GO): ATP binding; single-stranded 3'-5' DNA helicase activity; single-stranded DNA binding
Source: RefSeq, a predicted model, not a curated record
CUGUUGUCCGGGUUGCCGUGUGUCAGACCGCAGGGCUGCUGCACCGCGUUGGGUUUUUUAGUUUUAUUUGAAGCUUAUACUGCGACGUUGAAGUUGUUCCGUCAUGGACGUGGCCGCAGCAAACGCAGAAAAUGUCGGGGAGACGGUGAAAGACGAGUUGGCGGACAAAUGUCAGAAGUUAUUCCAGGCGUUUCUGGAAGAGUUCCAGACAGCGGACGGAGAGGUGAAGUAUGUCCGGGAGGCCGAGGAGCUGAUCCGGCCUGAGAGGAACACGCUGCUGGUUAGCUUCACUGACCUGGAGGGUUUCAACCAGGAGCUGGCGACCACCAUCCAGGAAGAGUACUACAGAGUGUAUCCCUUCCUGUGUCGCGCAGUGCGCAACUUCGCUCGGGACCACGGAAACGUUCCACCGAACAAAGAGUUCUACGUUGCUCUCCAGGAUCUCCCCACCAGACACAAGAUCCGUGAGCUGUCAUCCAUGCGCAUCGGUACUUUGGUGAAGAUCAGUGGUCAAGUGGUGAGGACGCACCCGGUACACCCUGAGCUGGUGAGCGGCACCUUCGUGUGCAUGGACUGCCAGGUGGUGAUCAAAGACGUCCCCCAACAGUUCAAGUACUCCCCUCCGACCAUCUGCAGAAACCCGGCCUGCAACAACCGCUCACGCUUCCACCUCGACACUCACAAAUCCAAGUUCAUCGACUUCCAGAAGGUGCGCAUCCAGGAGACCCAGGCGGAGCUUCCUCGCGGCUCUAUCCCUCGCUCCUUGGAGAUCGUGCUGCGGGCCGAGGCGGUGGAAACGGCUCAGGCUGGCGACAGAUGCGACUUCACUGGGAGUCUCAUUGUGGUGCCGGACGUCUCUCAGCUGAGCACGCCUGGUGUCAGAGCUGAGACCAGCACACGUGUCGCUGGAGGCCAGGGCUACGAGUCGGAAGGUCUGCGUGGUCUGAAGGCUCUCGGGGUCAGAGAGUUGUCCUACAGACUUGCGUUCCUGGCUUGCAAUGUGGCUCCCACAAAUCCACGUUUCGGAGGGAAAGAGCUGCGCGAAGAGGAGCAGACGGCCGAAAGCAUCAAGAGUCAAAUGACAGAAAAAGAGUGGGAGAAAGUGUUUGAAAUGAGCCAAGACAAGAACUUGUACCACAACCUGUGCACCAGCCUCUUCCCCACCAUUCAUGGCAACGACGAGGUGAAGCGUGGAGUUCUGCUCAUGCUCUUUGGCGGCGUUCCCAAGACGACCAUGGAGGGAACUUCUCUGAGAGGAGACAUCAACGUCUGCAUCGUGGGCGACCCCAGCACGGCCAAAAGCCAGUUCCUCAAACACGUGGAGGAGUUCAGCCCCAGAGCCGUCUACACCAGCGGGAAAGCCAGCAGCGCCGCCGGUCUGACUGCCGCCGUGGUCCGGGACGAAGAGUCGCACGAGUUUGUCAUCGAGGCCGGAGCGCUGAUGUUGGCGGAUAACGGCGUCUGCUGCAUCGACGAGUUUGACAAAAUGGACCUGAAGGACCAGGUGGCCAUUCAUGAAGCCAUGGAGCAGCAGACCAUCAGCAUCACCAAGGCUGGAGUCAAGGCUACCUUGAACGCCCGCACCUCCAUCCUCGCCGCUGCAAACCCCGUCAACGGCCGCUACGACCGCAGCAAGAGUCUGAAGCAGAACGUCAACCUGACGGCGCCCAUCAUGAGCCGCUUUGACCUCUUCUUCAUCCUGGUGGACGACUGUAAUGAGGUGACGGAUUACGCCAUCGCCAGGCGGAUUGUGGACCUGCACUCUCGCAUCGAAGAGUCAGUGGACCGGCUGUACUCUCUGGAUGAGAUCCGGAGAUACCUGCUCUUCGCCCGCCAGUUCAAACCCAAGAUAUCCAGCGAGUCCGAGGAGUUUAUCGUGGAGCAGUACAAGCGACUGCGGCAGCGGGACGGCUCCGGCGGAGUCACCAAGUCGGCCUGGAGGAUCACGGUGCGGCAGCUGGAGAGCAUGAUCCGCCUGUCGGAGGGGAUGGCUCGCAUGCACUGCUGCGACGAGGUUCAGCCCAAACACGUGAAGGAAGCGUUUCGCCUGCUGAACAAAUCCAUCAUCAGAGUGGAGACGCCGGACAUCAACCUGGAGCAGGACAACGAGCUGGAGGAGGAGCCGGAAGAGGAAGAGGAGGCUAACAUCCCUAAUGGAGUGAACGGCCACGUCAACGGGAUAAACGGCCAUGUCAACGGUGUGAAUGGUCACGUGAAUGGAAUGAACGGUCACACGGACGCUCAACCCAAACCAUCCCUGCGCCUGUCAUUCGCCGAGUACCAGAGAAUCUCCAACUUGUUGGUCCUGCAUUUACGCAAAGCAGAGGAUGCUGAGGAAGAGGGCGAGCUGAAGAAGAGCGCGGUGGUGAACUGGUAUCUGAAGGAGAUCGAGUCAGAGAUCGAUUCAGAGGAGGAGCUGAUCAACAGGAAGGGCUUGAUCGAGAAGGUCAUCCACAGGCUGGUGAACUAUGAUCACAUCCUCAUCGAGCUCUCUCAAGCUGGACUGAAGGGUUCAGAGUCUGCGAGCACAGAAGAAGAAGCCGUCCUGGUUGUCAAUCCCAACUACAUCCUGGAAGAUUAAACUCCUCUGCUUUUCUGUUGUAUUUCAACAAACACAGUUUCAUUGUGUUUGUGCUCAUGUAACAAAACUGUUGCAGAGAAAUAGUUCAUCUCCACUGUAUAGACGUUUGUGGCCGACCGUUUCCUACACAACUGUAAAUAUGCUGCUCGCUUUUCUCAACGUAAAGAUUGAUAAAAUACCUGUAUCUGAAGGUAAAAUAAAAUCCAUUUUCCUGUUUAUGUACCUU